AUGUUCGGUUUAGAUCGUUUAUCCAUCUUAUUUUACCAGAUAGACCCUCGAGACUACCCCGAGUACAUGGAAUGUGCGCGCAGCACGGAACAACCGGGCACUAUUCUCAUGGAGUCUCGGGCCAUGCAGGGCGUACGGCGCGUGGUUCCUAUUGGGUAUUUGCUUUCUGUUUUGUACUUCUACGGCUACCGCCGCCCGCGGCUCUCCUUUGCCGACCGCGAGCUCUCUAAACUGCAUCACUACUUUUACCCCAGUGCCGGGUACAGUACGCCCAUAGGAAUUCUCGGAGGGAUUGCUUACGCCUGCUACUAUGAUGGUUUCUGCGGCUGCUCCGAGGAGCGCGCUGCCCGCGCGGUUCUUUGGGAACGGUCGAAAGCUAUGGUAGCAUGGAGACAACAUCAACGGAUGCAGAGGGAGAAGGAGAAUGCUGAAGGGCAGCAGCACCAUUGGCUAUGGUCGAGGCUAACGUUUUCAUGGAGUGGUUGUGGGCACUCUUCUGGUGAUGAUAAGGCUCAAACUUUGUCGUACGAAGAUUUCUUAGACCCUUAUGGUGUUGUAAGUGUUGGAAAGCAGGCGGUGGAGGUACACGACCCCAGUUUUUAUCAAAUCUAUAGCAAGGAGCAGGUGGAUACGUUGGUUAGCGCAGCCAUGCGUCUCCGGAAGUCCCCUGAAGAGGAGCGGUGGCUCCGAACUUCUGGUCGUUUUGGUGGCUACGGCAUCAUAGGGAUGCUGCUGACGUGGAACAGUGGGGGUAUGUUCUUUCGCCUCUUCAUGGGCCUCGGCUUUGGCGUUGUUUGCGCUGGUGCCAUUUCGGGGGCGAAGUUGGAUUCUUGA
This is a messenger RNA of Trypanosoma brucei brucei TREU927, 834 nucleotides long. RefSeq lists its product as hypothetical. The record is from RefSeq and is a predicted model, not a curated record. Lineage: Eukaryota; Euglenozoa; Kinetoplastea; Trypanosomatida; Trypanosomatidae. Bases 1 to 834 code for a protein of 277 amino acids. The transcript has a single exon.